AUGGAAGAAUCGAUUUCAACCCUUCUAAAUGUAACAUUGUAAAAGGAAUUUUACUAACACUAAUCUAAGCAGAAAUCCUAGCAGAAAACCAAAAGCAGGUACGUUAGAAUCAAUUGUUUUCCAGCAGAGAAGAAAUUGCUAAUGAUAUAACAUUCCAUAACAUAAGUGAAUGUGGUAAGCUUUUAUUUCAACGUUCCAAUUCAUGUGAUUAAUCGAACAUCAGAUACAUUCAAAAUAAAUCAUUCCUAAUGUACAGGAAAUUUUUUUCUAAAUGUAAUUGUACAUUGCAAAACAUGUACAGUAAAUUAAUUGAUACGCAUUUGGUAUACAAACAACAAUUACAACGCGUAUGUAAUCACAUUAUAUUGGAAAGAAAAUAUUACGUAGAAAAAAUUAUUUUAAUGUAUAAUUAACGAUUAAGAUUAUAGCGUCAGGUUUGGAAAGUCAUGUAAAUCAUUCUAUUUUUAUAAUCACUUCUGAUAGUAGAAAUUUCAUCGGAACAUUAAAAAAAGUUUUGACCAAAUAAUUAAUAAUAUUAGAUGAGUCUUAUAAACAUGUGCAUAGUAUAACUCAAGAUGUAAAGAAAACAAUACUAGGUUUACGUAUUAUCACAGGUGAUAAUGUGACAAUUGUAAGAGAAUUGGAUUACAAAAUAGAUGCACACUUAGAUUUAUCUACUAUAAAAACUGAUCCUUUAAGUUCUAUUAUAUCCACAGAAGUCAUCGAAAGAAGACGUGGAAAAUUAUUGAAACUUAUAUACGACUCUACCAUGAUCCAUUUGCUUGCGCACGAUUCAACCUACACCAGCGCAGUGGCAAAAACAAUUGUUCAGCAAUCUUAGUCUGAGAACCACAAAGGGCUAAAUCUUUUAAAGCAUUUGAGUAGAGUUUAAAGAUGCUUGACUGUUGGCUACCUAAUAGGAGAAGAGGGAACAAGUGAAAUAAGAAGCUGUAUUGCACUCGAUGGUGUCGUUAAGUAGGCGCUUUGAUUUUGGAGCAGUUUCAAACACCAUGGAUUUCAAGAACAUCAACACUAAUAAUUGGUCACAGGAUUUGGUGAUUUAUUACAAAAGCUCACGCAUCAUCAAAAUUGUACUCCAUGACUGCGUUGUUCAGUAACAGAGCUAGCUGGAGGAAUUUGCGAUUAUGACAAACUGAAAAAAACUUCAGGAAUUAGGUCAAUUUUAAUAGUAACAUUGUUUCCAAACAUAUAUGAUUUAGAGUCUAUCUUUGCCAUGGAUUUUGAUCCUUCAAUGACGAUUUCCAUACUGUAGUUUCUUUAUAGUCAACUGAUAUCUAUAUUGUAUGAUAUCGUAUGAAAUGUCAAAUUUCUCAGACAGCGACCCUCUUAUAUU
Molecule: messenger RNA, 1354 nt
Organism: Heterotrigona itama
Lineage: Eukaryota; Metazoa; Arthropoda; Insecta; Hymenoptera; Apidae
Source: the annotation of a GenBank genome assembly